AUGUCAGAAAAAGCAGAAGUUGAUUUGACGAUGGCUAAGCAAAAUACUGGUGUGUGGCUGGUGAAGAUCCCCAAAUAUCUUUCUCAGCAGUGGGCCAAAGCAACUGGACGAGGAGAAGUAGGCAAACUGAAAAUCGAAAAGAAUCAAGGUAAAACAAUGGUGUCCUUCACGCUGAAUGAGGAGUUAACGACGGUUGACAGCAUUGGGGAGAAGGCAUCAUUAGUGCGAGUGCCUCAAGAGCACCCACUGACAGUGCAGAAUGUUGGAGGACACACUCUGGCUGUAUUUACUGAGGGAUCAGACAAGAUCGCUCUAGAAGGCAUGGUGGUACAGCGUGCUGAAUGCAGACCGGCUGUCAACGAGAACUACAUGAAACUGAAAAAACUUCAGAUUGAAGACUUAACCAAACCAGUGCGUCUCUCACAGCAGCUAGAGAAAGCAGUCACUACUAACUACAAACCUGUAUCCAAUCACACCUACAAUAUGGAGUAUGAGAAGAAAAAGAAAGAGGAGGGAAAGCGAACGAGGGCAGAUAAACAGAAGGUUCUGGAAAUGCUCUUCUGUGCCUUUGAGAAACACCAGUUCUACAACAUUAAAGACCUGGUAGACAUCACAAAGCAACCUGUGAUUUACCUGAAGGAGAUCCUGCGGGAGAUUGGGGUAUAUAAUGCACGGGGGCCAAACAAGAGUACCUGGGAACUCAAGCCAGAGUACCGUCAUUACCAGGAGGCUGAAGAAAAGGGAGAAGGGGAACACAAGACCGAUCGACAGGACUAG
Messenger RNA from Chanos chanos (milkfish), 777 nucleotides. It is a transcript of the gene gtf2f2b, whose product is annotated as general transcription factor IIF, polypeptide 2b. Gene Ontology annotation, biological process: transcription by RNA polymerase II; transcription initiation at RNA polymerase II promoter. The transcript is spliced from 8 exons. NCBI's taxonomy places the organism in Eukaryota, Metazoa, Chordata, Actinopteri, Gonorynchiformes, Chanidae. Gene Ontology annotation, cellular component: transcription factor TFIIF complex. The record is from RefSeq and is a predicted model, not a curated record. The coding region runs from base 1 to 777 and encodes 258 amino acids.